Messenger RNA from Salvia miltiorrhiza (redroot sage), 1323 nucleotides. RefSeq lists its product as uncharacterized. The record is from RefSeq and is a predicted model, not a curated record. Bases 142 to 1101 code for a protein of 319 amino acids. Lineage: Eukaryota; Viridiplantae; Streptophyta; Magnoliopsida; Lamiales; Lamiaceae. The transcript is spliced from 6 exons.
GAAAAUAUUCUUCAUCCCUAAAAGAAAAUUAGGAAAUAUUCCCAAAACCAGCCCUCGUUAACUUUAUGCAAUCUCUUCUUACACAGUUACACUUGUAUACAACAUACAAGCAUAUACAUACAGAGAGAGAGAGAGAGAGAGAUGGCAGACAAGCCGAGCAGAGCUCUCGUAUUGUACGGUGACGGGCUGGCCCGAUUCCUCAGCCCGGCCCAAACUCACCUCAAUUCUCUCGCUUCUCGGGCUCUCUGCGGUUUCCUCGCUCUCCCUCAUUCUCCUCAAUCAGGGAAUUACAUUGCAGAAAAUGAGGAUAUGAGGAUAGUUAGGGAGUUUGCAGAGUUGCUUGAUGCGAACGAAGCAUAUGAAAGCUCGGUCGCAACAGGAAUACGUGAGAAUACACCUCAAGAAAAGUGUGCAUUCCCGUCUGUAGCAGAGAGGUUCAUGGGAAUGAAGGCAGCUAUAGUCACUGACAACUUAAGCGUGAAAUCUUUUGGAGGUAUGAUGGUUGGCUUCAAAGUGUUCUCCUGGAACAAAAUGUCUGAAAACGACGGUUCCAGCGCUGAGUCGUCUCAUUUGGCUUCCGAGUUGCUGAAACUUCUUGGAUUUCAGGAAGGGCAGAUAUUGGAUUCGAGCAUCUAUGAGUUGGUUUUCGUUCAUAUUGGAGCCAACACGAAGAUGAAUGGGGUCGCGGGCGUAGAUCUUGUGAACUGUUUGGUCGGCGAUCUCUUACACAAGGCAUCCUCUGAAAGUUAUAUCGGCUCUAGGCUGCACACGUCUGUUAUAAUGAGCUACGGGGCUACUCUAGGAGACGACGAUCUACAUCUCUCGAUUUCAAAUGCUACGAGUGAGGAUGAUGGUGAACUUUCGCGCCUUAUCCCGCGUCAAAGCUACAUGAUGAAAGCCGGGAAACCUAGGGAAAAUAUUAGGCAGCACUGUCCAAUGCUACUAGCCCAGUAUCAGCAUGCUGUGACGCGCGUUGAUGCAGCCGAAUCGUUCACGUUUAGAGAUUUUCUUGAGAACGGCGGGAACCUCGUUAUACCGGUGGAUCGAUUCUUACACGAGGUGGCAUUCAAACUAUGGAAGGCCCCAAAAUAUGGCGCUUGAGAGCUCAUCCGUUGCAGGUACGAGAACUAGAUCGAAUGCGAUUGGAAGGGCCUUCAACGAUCAAAAUUUUAUACCCUGUUUCAUCUCGUUUACGGCUGCAUCUUUUCAUCUCAUUUUCCUUGUUCUUCGACGUGAGUGGUCCAAAAUCACUAGUUUCACGAUUUCUCUAAAACAACAUUUACUCAAAUUGAAUGUGAAUAAAUAGUUUAGCAUUAAAACAAA